Adineta ricciae is the source of this 3258-nucleotide messenger RNA. The record is from the annotation of a GenBank genome assembly. Lineage: Eukaryota; Metazoa; Rotifera; Eurotatoria; Adinetida; Adinetidae.
AUGCUUGACUCCAUUAGUACCGAAAGAGAUCAUCGACAAAAAACAAGAGAACAACAAAUGAACGAACAGCUUGAUUCUCUCGAAGAUUCCAUUCGAAAUCUCGAUAAGAUUCUGAAAGAAAAAAAGCAAAGUUCACAAUCUACUCGUCAUUCGAUUAAAAAUAGCACAUCGAGUAGUUCCUCCUUGCCGAAAUGCUUCUGGCGAAUUUCGUCUCCGAUGAAUACGACAUUCAAUAUUCGUCAAUUGUACGAACGUCUUCCAUUCGAUAAUCAAAAUGGUGGUGUAUGGACGCAGGGUUUCGACAUUCAGUACAAUACAUCACAAUGGACAGCAACUAACAAAUUGAAAAUCAUUGUCAUGCCUCAUUCGCAUUGUGAUCCAGGUUGGCUGAAUACCUUCGAGCAAUAUUUUAAGCAUGUAACGAAACGUAUUCUGACAACAAUUGUAACAAUGCUGGAGAAAAAUGCUAAUUAUCGGUUUGUUUGGGCUGAAAUGUCGUUUUUAAGUUUAUGGUGGGAUCAAGCUACCAGCGAUCAACGCGAAUUAUUGAAGAAAGCUUUACAUAGUAAGCGAUUAGAGAUUGUUACAGGAGGCUGGGUGAUGAACGAUGAAGCAAAUACACAUUAUUUUGCUAUGCUUGAUCAGCUAAUCGAAGGACAUCAAUUUAUCGAACAAAAUAUCGGAAACAUUUCGAUUGAAAACAGCUGGGCAAAUGACCCCUUUGGCUACUCGCCAACGAUGGCGUAUUUACUUCAACGCUCCGGAAUACGAAAUUUAGCUAUUCAAAGGGUUCAUUAUCAUAUAAAAAAAGAGUUAGCCAGAGAGAAGCAAUUGGAAUUUCUUUGGCAGCAACCAUGGGAUCGAACGAGUUCUACACGAAUAUUCACGCAUGUGUUGCCAUUUUAUGCUUAUGAUAUUCCUUAUACAUGUGGACCUGACCCGAAAAUAUGCUGUCAGUUUGAUUUCAAACGAGGAACCGAUUCAUAUAUCAGUUGUUCAUGGGGAAUCGAUCCUGUCACAAUCAAUGAAGAAAAUCUUCCGGAACGAUCACAGUUAUUAUUAGAUCAAUAUCGAAAGAAAGCUCAAUUAUAUCGUACAAAUGUUUUGUUUAUCCAACUAGGCGAUGAUUUUCGUUAUCAAACAACUAAUGAAGCAAGGCUGCAAUUCGAUAAUUAUGACAAAUUAUUUGCAUAUAUGAAUCAACGCACUGAUUGGAAUGUCCAGAUUCAAUAUGGCACACUAAAUGAUUAUUUCGAUCAAAUGACAAAAAUGAAAUCUCGUGAGGAAUUUCCGAGCUAUGUCGGAGAUUUCUUUACAUAUGCGGAUCGAACCGACAAUUAUUGGAGUGGAUAUUACACAUCGCGAGCAUUUUUCAAGCGAAUGGAUCGAAUUGUUGAAUCGUAUCUACGAGCUUCAGAGAUACUCUUCUCCGUUGCAUGUGUGGAAAUGUUCGGACGAAAACUUCUGAAUUACUUUCCAACCGAAGAAUUAUUCUCAAUGUUAACUCAAACGCGACGAAAUCUCGGCCUAUUCCAACAUCAUGAUGGUAUUACAGGCACUGCGAAAAGUCACGUGGUCAAUGAUUAUGGAAGAAAAUUGUUGUCAAGUAUUCACAUGACACAAAAUAUUAUCGAACAAUCUGCGGCAUUUCUUCUAUUUCCAAAUGAAUAUUUCUUUCGGCAGCAAGUUUUAGCUUCGAAUGAAGUCUUUCCUUCAUAUGAUCUGUUGCCAGCCAAACAGUUAUUAGUAUUUGACAAUAACCAACAAAAUCAUCGAGUAGUUUAUGUCUACAAUCCAACUGAUCAGAAACGAUCGGAAAUUAUUCAAAUUCUUUCGAAUGUUUACCAUGUACACAUCACAAGCAGUGAAAAAUCGGUUAAAACAUGCCAGAUCGGACCGAAAUGGUCGAGUAAAACAUCGAAUACGAUGGAACAUCACCAAUAUGAAUUGUUCAUCCUUGUGAACGUUGAACCAUAUUCGAUCAAAGACUAUACAAUUCAUAGUAGUACGACCAAUGAACAGUCAUGCCAAUUAGUCAAGCUGCAGUAUAUCAACGAACAGUAUAGUCCAAAGAACCAAUCAGCGCCCUUUCCGAUCGAAAUAAUAGACACAAAACUGAUUCAGAUGGAGAAUCGUGUUCUAGAUGUGACUUUCUCAAAAACUGGUGCUAUACUCAACCUUCACUCCAAGCUCUCCGAUGAAAACCUGCGUUUUCAUAUGAAUAUGAUUCAGUACGGCACAACGAAAGAAUCGGAUCAUCAUAGCGGUGCUUAUUUGUUUAUACCGAAUGGAAAUGCUCAAGAAAUACCAAUGAAUAAUUUUCAUCUUAUCCGCGUUCAACAUGGUUUACUAGUAACUCGAAUCGAUCUUAUCAAUGAUCUCUACAGUUUACAAUAUCGUUUAACGGAUACGAACGACGCAAAUGACCAGACAAUCGAACUUGAUGUGUUGACCCAUUUAACCAUGAAUAAAGAUAUCGAACUGGGCGUACGAUUAUCAACUGGUAUUAAAAAUGGUGCGGAAUUCUUUACAGAUCUGAAUGGCUUUCAAAUGAUUCGCAGAAAAACGUAUGACAAAUUACCCCUACAAGGUAAUGUGUAUCCCAUGCCAACCAUGGCUUACAUCGAAGAUGAUUCCAUGCGAUUUACUGUCCUUGCUGGUCAACCAUCAGGUGUUGCAUGUUUAAAACCAGGUGUUAUGGACAUUUUUCUUGAUCGACGCUUAACUCAAGACGAUGGCCGUGGAUUAGGUCAAGGUGUGAUGGAUAAUCGCGAAAUAAUCAGCACAUUUAAGCUUCUAUUCGAACGACGCCACACAACUGUCGAUCAAACAUCGUUGACAGGCUAUCCAACGCUUCAGGCACAUCAUUUAUCUAUCAAACUUCUCUAUCCAAUGCAUAUUCUCCAGUCGUUCAUACCGAGAGCGGUGCAAGAUGGCUAUCAGUUGUUUGCGAAACCAUCACUUCUUCCUAGUGACUAUCAUUUAGUUAAUAUUCGUGCAUUGAACAAUAUGAAGUCGAAUUCAACAAAGUGCUUUGCAUUGAUCCUUCGAAGGUUCGCCUACGAUUGUGAUGAUAAUUACGAUCAACUGUUUCAUUUUAAACAACCAACAUUCACUGAUUUCUUCCUAUCCAAUCGGAUUCAAUCCAUCGAACAAACUUCUCUAUCUCUACGUCAUGUUCACCAAUAUUUAAACAAUACAUCUACACUUACUAUACCGUACGCUGAACUUGUAACAUAUAAAAUCCAUUUUUAUUAA